AUGCUGCAGGUGACACCAACUCAGACAGUACGUGUGAGGAGACUGCCCCUCCUGACUACGGAGCUGAGGUCCAGAGUUGCAGCAGCGCUUGCACAAACAGCAGCCACGCAGCAGGCCCUUGCUGGGACACUUGAGAAAGUGCAGGCAGCGGGAGAGCGCAUAAAGAGCCUCCAGGAAGGCAACAAGUCCUUGAGGACUGAGAUCGGCGGGGAACAGAUAAAGCUGCAAGCCGCUGCACAAGUAUUGCUGGAGCAGGAGGGUCCAUCGGCCAUUUAUGAGGAGCUGCUCAGCAAUCUGCAGGACAGCAGAGCCGAGGCGCAGGCCUUCAUGCGAGUCUCACACUUCAUCAUGGACGAGGCCCUCUCCAGAAAGGAGAGCUUGAACGCUCACACAUGA
Molecule: messenger RNA, 396 nt
Organism: Coccomyxa subellipsoidea C-169
Lineage: Eukaryota; Viridiplantae; Chlorophyta; Trebouxiophyceae; Coccomyxaceae
Exons: 4
Coding region: 1-396 (131 amino acids)
Source: RefSeq, a predicted model, not a curated record